This is a messenger RNA of Perca fluviatilis (European perch), 2563 nucleotides long. RefSeq lists its product as uncharacterized. The coding region runs from base 563 to 1168 and encodes 201 amino acids. The transcript is spliced from 4 exons. Lineage: Eukaryota; Metazoa; Chordata; Actinopteri; Perciformes; Percidae. The record is from RefSeq and is a predicted model, not a curated record. Gene Ontology annotation, molecular function: calcium ion binding.
AAUUUGGCUUUUAACAUUUUUUACAGAGAAGCUGUUAAUUAAUUCCACACUCUUGUAGUGUAUUCAGAUAGAAUAGAAAAUAAACGUUUGGAGGGAGAGGAGGUGUUCAAGACUCCUAUCUGGGCUGUGAAAAGUUAACAUGCAUAGCUACAACUGUAUGGAUGCAGCUUAAACUGCAGAUUUUAAAGCAACAUUCAAGAAGCUUAGGUGUCUUUAUGUCAUUCAGAGUAUUUUAUUUCCCAGACAAAUCUACAAAUCAUAUUCAUUUUUUCUUUUGUUAUUUCUGUAGUUGGUAGUAAAAACUUGAUGGAUAGUGUGUUUAGCCCUACUUUAUUUCCGUGACUGCACACUGCUGAUUAGCUUCACUUUGCCAUUUGUAGUAAAGUGGUUCAAAUUCAUUUAGCCUAAUUAUCUUAGCACUUAUGUCCCAGGGUGUAAACAAGCUUUCAAAGACCUGUAAUCUCCACAGAGAGGGGAUAGGUUGACCUUAAUUCUCUUAAUUCUUAAUUUGAAGGACAUGUUUCUCCUGCCACAGGUCUGACCCUUUACCCAAAUUGCCUCUAUGGUUUUAGUGUAUCACAACAACUUGCAGUGUCCUUCCCUUUUUAUUAAACAAAUAUGUUAUUUGUCUUUAUGUGAUAGAACAUUUAUUAAUGAAUGUCCAAGUGGGCUGAUCACUCUGCAUGAGUUUCAAAGACAUUUCUGCAAUGGAACAGUGGGCAGUGAGUCUGCUGAGUAUGCAGAACAGAUAUUCCGCACAUUGGACAAUAAUGGGGAUGGUGUGGUUGAUUUCAGGGAGUAUGUCAUGGCCAUCAGCAUGCUUAUUGAAGGUUCUGCUGUGGAGAAGCUGCGGUGGUCAUUUAAGCUCUAUGACAAAGAUGGAGACGGAGCAAUUACAAGGGAGGAAAUGCUGGAGAUUACGCAGGCUGUGUAUAAGAUGAAGGUAGCCGCUGCUUUAACCAAAUCCAACCCACUUACAGCUGAAGAGUGUACCAACAGGAUAUUUAUGCGAUUAGAUAAAGACAAUAACGCCAUCAUCAGCCUGGAGGAGUUCACAGAGGGAGCGCUGAAUGAUGAUUGGAUCAGGGAAAUGCUGGAAUGUGAUCCUAGCACUGUGAAGAUGGAGAGGCCCCUGAGGAGGGACACCGCUUUGGGGACCCAUGGUUGACCUGAAGUGGGGCAUUCUGUUCACUGGGAGCAGAGAAAUGAACCAGUCGAUGUUUGGAUUGGAAAUUUCCAGGAAUUGUUGCGGCAACACACCUUCCAUUCCCUGUGACAAAUGAUAUAACCGUCUGAGUAACUUAGAGCACUAGAAAAUGUAGAUAUAGUUUUAUGUUAAGUUGUCACAUUAUAAAAAGCAUUAUCUUCUGCCAUGUUUUAUUUUGUAUUAUUUUUUUUAACUGUAUUUUGGAUCAGUGGGUUUUAUUGGCUGCAUCAUUUUAUGUAGUUUUGAUCAUUUCUGUUUUCCUGUGUCUGAUUGUAUCUCCUAUAGGUAUGCUUUCCUCAAAAACAAUAAUACAAAAGUAAUUCCUCUCCAUCAUCACUAUUGGCCCGCUAGAGGUGUGUGGUGGUGGUGGUGGUGUCUGUAUCUGCCUGCCCUCUGCCUGUAUUUUCUCAUCAAAUCAAUUUUAUUUAUUUUAAUUACAGUAUAUUGGCACGCUUUUAAGAAAAAGACAAGGGCUCAGUAAUGUCCAUAAACAUGAUCCGAUGGUUUAGGGAAUGUUUGGGACAGAAAGAUGCAAGUGAAACAUUUGAGGCAGCAUUCAUUUUAUUUUUCCUAAAUUCAUCUGGGUAGGGGUUUAUAUAUUCUAAUGCUAUUGACAAAUGCUAUUGUUAAAGGGACAGUUUGCCCCAAAAUCAAAACUAUUUUUCCUCUUGCCUGUAGUGCUAUUCAUCAGUCUAGAUGGUUGUGGUGUUACCAGUGUUGGAGAUAUCGGCCGAAGAGAUGUCUGCCUUUUCUCCAAUGUAAUGGAACUAGAUGGCACUCGACUUAUGGUGCUCAAAGCACCAAAAACAUACUGUAAAGAAAAAAACACAGCUCUGUGAGUAAGACAACUGUUUUAGGUAAACAUGUUUACAGUGGCUCCCUUGACUGCCCAGGGUCCUGUAACAUCUGCCCUUCAUGCCCUUGGUAUUCAAUUCACGUCUGCAAUAUUUUCAUUUUUUGCCACCUAAUACUUUUAUUCCACUUCACUUUAGAUGGAAAUAUUGUACUUUUUACUUCACUGCAUAUAUCAUAUAGCUAUAUUUACUAGUUACUUUGCAGACUUAGAAUUUACCAACAAAACAUCACCAGAUUAAAAUAAAUAUGAUGCAAUGUUCUUAAAUAAAACUACCAAGUUGUUAAAACUAGCUCCAUACUUAUGCUCCUUGAUCAGCUACAGCAUCAAGAUGAUACUUAAAUGUUAAUGCAUACAAUAAUCCAAUAAUAUAAUAUGUAACCUAACAAUCUGCAAAGGCCCCUCUGCAUAUUGAGUAGGCUACUUUUACUUUUAAAUACUUAAGUAAAUAUUGCUGUUAAUGCGUCUGUACUUUUAUUUAAAUAAAACUUUGAAUUCAAAAA